Molecule: messenger RNA, 2027 nt
Organism: Hyaena hyaena (striped hyena)
Lineage: Eukaryota; Metazoa; Chordata; Mammalia; Carnivora; Hyaenidae
Gene: ATP6V0E2
Product: ATPase H+ transporting V0 subunit e2
Exons: 4
Coding region: 87-332 (81 amino acids)
Biological process (GO): proton transmembrane transport
Cellular component (GO): proton-transporting V-type ATPase, V0 domain
Molecular function (GO): proton-transporting ATPase activity, rotational mechanism
Source: RefSeq, a predicted model, not a curated record
GGCGCCCACGGGACGACGGGGACCCCGCGCACCUGAGCGUCGGCGGCUCGGCCUGGCACCCCGGCCUGGGCGUCCAGCGUCCGGCCAUGACGGCGCACUCCUUCGCCCUCCCGGUCAUCAUCUUCACCACGUUCUGGGGCCUCAUCGGCAUCGCCGGGCCCUGGUUCGUGCCGAAAGGACCCAACCGCGGAGUCAUCAUCACCAUGCUAGUGGCCACGGCUGUCUGCUGUUACCUCUUCUGGCUCAUCACCAUCCUGGCUCAGCUGAACCCCCUCUUUGGGCCGCAGCUGAAGAAUGAGACCAUCUGGUACGUGCGCUUCCUGUGGGAGUGACCGCUGCCGCUUCAGGCCCAGGUGCCCCAGCUCUCUGGAUGACGUUGGCUGUACUGUCCCUGACGACGCCUUUGUCCCCACCCUCACAGCUGUGUCUGAGUCCCCCCAUCCUCCCUACCCCAGGAUCUGCCUGGUUUCGGGAGCCCCUGCCUUCUGCAUCCAGUCUGGGCCUUGGGAAGCCCCAGGCUCAGUGUCAGGCUCAACAGAAGAUACCGGCCCUCGAACACCCCCUGCCCCUCCCAAGUCGAUCCCUGCUAGGAGCUGACGGGGGUGGGACCUGCCUUUCACAAAUGUGAAAUCCUGGCAGCCCCAGGAAGGUCAUGUGUCCUGUGGAGAAGGGGGGUCCAGUCCAGGAUGCUCCAAGCCUGGGGGGCGGGACCAGAGAGGAAGCCCUGGGUGGGGAGCCAGCUGGCUCUCCUCAGCUCUGCCACCGUCCUGCCCUGCGACCCCGGGAAGCAUCAUCCCUGCCUCCAUGGGCCUCCUCGCCUGUGAGAUGGAGAGGCCCGAGCAGGGUGCCCCGCGGCUCUUCCCGGGGAUUCUGUAAUCUGCCGACACACAUAGAUAUGAAAUUCCUAAGAAAGUUGAAGUAAUGGAAAAACAGUCACACACACACAACAACAUAGGAAUUUAGGUCCGGAUUGAAAGCUGUAUGUUUAUUUAGCAUUCUCUGUGGUUGUAAAGUCACACGGGCUUGCUCAGAAAGCUGCAUCUCCUUAGAAUAUCCCGUUCCACCUUCCUUCCCUAUCUUGGGCCCUCCUCUGUGGACAAGCUCCCAGCGGCCCGGAGGGCUCAACCUGGGCGUGGGCCUGGGACUGGAUUCCGCCCUCUGCAGUGGGGUGGGCUUCAGAGCCCCCCUCAGAGUAGCAGCCAGGUCACCUGGAGUUAGGGAGGAGGAAGAGAGGUACGUGCGGGUGAGGUUUGGGCAGCACAUCAGCUCCUGCCCUGGGAUGGUGACAAGCACCUGGCCUGAGGAGACCUGGAAGGCCGCAUGUCCAAGAAUCAGAUCAGAGGGGACCCAGGACCCCUGCCCAGAACACCCCCCCCCCGCCCAGGAGAGCUGAGGCUGAGACCUCAGGCAUUUGCCCACGUCCCAGAGCUAACUGGGGUCCCCCGCUCUGCCACAUUGCCUCCCCGGGGAAGGAUGCCAAUCUCCAAUAUUUGUUGAGUAUUUAUUUACCAUGCUAUUUAGCGGGCAUUGUCUUUGGAACGGUGGUAGAAUGUGCUACGUCUCACCUAGGUUUCUUGGUUCUGGGCUUGGCCUGUUGCUCAGAGCUCCCGAGUGGGGCUUCCCUUCGACAUCCCAGCUCACCAACCCCCUGGCACACUCCCUUCCUGUCCUGACCCUCUGUGGCCCUCCUGGGGAGGGGUCAGUGGCGUGUGGAUUGUACCGCAAACCUGAUCCAUAACUAAUGGGCAGCGGCUGUCACCCCCUGUCCGCCCAGUUCCCGUGUGCUCGGUGGAUCUGGGGCACCGGAGAGGAGACUUGGAGCUGCAGUUCUGGAUCGUGGACUCUGAAAACUGCAUUUUCCCGAGGCCGGAAGGAGAGUACAGCUGUCCCAGGUCCUGCCCGCAAGCAGUUCUGGUGGGAGAAGGAAGACGAGAUUGUUCGGGGGGAAGUCUGACCGGCCUCCUCUGUGCCCGGGUGCGGAGUGCACAGCUGCUGAGGGUGAGCAAUAAAGCAGGUCCCCCAAGUCU